This is a messenger RNA of Cantharellus anzutake, 2139 nucleotides long. RefSeq lists its product as uncharacterized. Gene Ontology annotation, molecular function: guanyl-nucleotide exchange factor activity. Gene Ontology annotation, biological process: small GTPase-mediated signal transduction. The transcript is spliced from 9 exons. The record is from RefSeq and is a predicted model, not a curated record. The coding region runs from base 106 to 2082 and encodes 658 amino acids. NCBI's taxonomy places the organism in Eukaryota, Fungi, Basidiomycota, Agaricomycetes, Cantharellales, Hydnaceae.
UAAUUGCAAUUAGUCCCCAAUGAUAAAAGCACGCCCAGUCUGCAGGGCUGCAUCGCCGCACUUUCUCGUACACCUCAACCAACGAGAUUUGGCGACCUCAAUUCCAUGACCUAUGACCAUAUGACCGUAUCCGAAGGAGUUGGGCGCGCAAUUUCGUCCCACAACCUUGCUGCCUUUGCAAGCGCCGAUGAGCCCGUAGCAUGGCCCCUAAAGUUCUUCUGCGACUGCAUCACCAACGAUCGUGCCGACCUUCAAAAAUUCCUGUCUUCAGACGUACUUCUAGUUCGACUCUGCAGAGCUCAGACCCACGAAUAUAUUGUUAUGCUCAUGGGCACUGCCGGUCUAGAGUACCUAGGCGGGAAAAACGUAUGGAUUCGAUGCGAACGACGUCCAACCCUCAUACGCCUUGCAUCACUCCCGUUUCAGGACCCUCGCGCCUCCGACACCUUGACGGUAUCGUUCCACGAAGCCAAACUUUCCCCGGAUCAACACGUUCGAUCCAUCGUCACUCGAGGGUUGAAACUUGGCAACGUCGUCGACCUUUGGCGUAUAAUUGAGCGAGAGUCGCCGUUAUACCGCCUGUUCUCUCUCAACUGCUGGUGGUUUGCGUCAGUCAUUUGGCAAAACCUUGCACAGUUGUUCCCGGGAGAGCCCCCAAUAAUCACCCAUCAGAAUCUAUUGAAGAGGGUGAUUAAAUUUGUGGGACCAGAUACCGAACGCCAGACGGAGGCCGUCACUCGCAUGUUUAUCGCGAAGACAGGGAUUUUAUUGGAUCCAACAACACCGCAGACCCCAACUCGUUCAGAAAGGCGGCUUCGUUUCCGACCCACACCUUCACGGUCCGUGUCACUGGAGUCAUCCCAAACUUCCGACCCUCCAACCCUGCCAUCAUCUAUGUUCGAGUCCCCCCUAGAGGAAUGUUUUCAAAUAGGAGAUAUACCCGAGUCGCCUAAACACUGGCAUUCUCAUCUGUCUCUUGCAUUGGAAUCAUCUGACCUUGAGACCAAGAUCGUGUUCUUGGUCACAUACAGAGCUUUUGCAAAUGGCAUGGCUGUGUUGGACGCCCUCAAGAUCGCCUCGCGUUCCAACACUCACUCUCUACUGCCGGCUAUCCAGAUAGCUAAGCUCUGGUCAAUGGAUGCUUUCAAGGAUCGUCACGUUGAAGCUCCCGUCAGAGAGUGGGUGGUCCGCAAGAGUUCAGCCUUGGCCGCAGAUGCCCGGCACAUGCUUGUAGACCCAGUAUUUCUAAACUAUCCUACCCUUGGGCACCCACGUCACAGGCAUGCACCGGUAUAUACACAUCCCUCUUCUAUUCUUGUGGACCCGGACAAGUUGCGUUCUCGAAGGAGCGGCGAGGUGCAGAAAGUCAUUGCAGCGUUGCGUCAACGGGAGAUGGACAUGAGGGAAAGGCUUCUUCCCCUAACUAUCAUGGAGUGGCUUGAGUGGGUGUAUUCACCCCACGCUAGGGAAUGGUCUCGUGAACCCGGGCCUCAGCUCUUCAAUACGUCCGAAGAGAUAUAUUACUGGGUCCUGAACACCAUCCUCUGCGAGGAUUUCGAGGAGCGGAAAGAAUGGUAUAGAUGUUUCUUGGAAUUAGCGGAUCGCUGUCAGCGGGAUGGAAAUUAUGCUUGUAUGUGCGCAAUCGUGCAAGCCCUGGAUUCCGACCAUAUCCGUGGCCUGAAAUCCACGGUGAAGGACACAGAAGGGAAGUCCCGAGUCCUCUUCCAGGAGUCGGAGUCUCUCGGGCGUAUUGAGGAAUCGAAGAGAUUCGACAUCGCGGGUCCACGCCUUUACCCACUCGAUGCCCUCCGUGAUCAUUUACGCGAUUCAUUCGAAGCUGCAUCAUCAGAUGAGAAUGGGAGGGUGAGGUGGUCGGCAUGUCGCGAUUUAUUCGCAAAGCUUAUCCGCAUCAACGCCACGGGAGCGGCAACACGAUCUUCAUCAGAUCCUAUGGGUGUGUUCCUUGACAAGCAAAUCAAGGAGGGCUCAAGAGAUCGAGCUUCAAUCGCCGAACGAGCGGCAAGACUGAUGAAUAUCGAUGAAGUCCAGUGUCGCGCAUGGUGGAGCGCGAAAGCGUUUUGAUUAUUUCUUCGGGCUUUGUUCUCUGGUUUGUUUUUUGAUUGUACCUUGUAUUUCAGC